Molecule: messenger RNA, 2735 nt
Organism: Dryobates pubescens (Downy woodpecker)
Lineage: Eukaryota; Metazoa; Chordata; Aves; Piciformes; Picidae
Product: protocadherin gamma-A10-like
Exons: 2
Coding region: 12-2735 (907 amino acids)
Biological process (GO): homophilic cell-cell adhesion
Cellular component (GO): plasma membrane
Molecular function (GO): calcium ion binding
Source: RefSeq, a predicted model, not a curated record
AGGCUGCGGAGAUGUGCGCGGCGGGGAGGCGCUGGGGUCGGCAGGCGCGGGCCCUGCUAUGCUACGUCCUGCUGUUGGCGUGGGAGGCGGCGUGGGGGCAGCUGCACUACUCGGUGCCCGAGGAGAUGCCCAAAGGCUCCUUUGUAGGCGACGUGGCCAAGGACCUGGGGCUGCAGCUGACAGCGGUCACUGACAGUGGCGUCCGACUUCUCUCUGAGGGUAGGACGCAGUAUUUCUCUCUUCACGGGAAGACGGGACAUUUGGUGACUGCGGAAAGGAUAGACAGAGAACAGCUGUGCGAAGACGAGCAGCAAUGCGUGCUGCGGUGUGAGCUGAUAGUGGAGGGAGAAAUGAAGGUUUAUGAAAUCGCAGUGGAAAUUGCGGACAUUAACGACAAUGCCCCCAGCUUCCGAGAGGCAGAAAAAGAACUGAGAAUGAGCGAGGUGGCAGUCCCGGGAUCUCGGUUUCCCCUGGUUGAGGCUCACGACCCGGAUGUGGGGACAAAUUCCCUGCAGAGCUACGAGGUGAGCGGCGACGAGCAUUUCUCGCUGGCCGUGCAGGCAGGCCCCGGCGGCGAUCAGCGUCCGGAGCUGGUACUGGCCAAGGCGCUGGACCGGGAGGACGCGGCGUUUCACGAUCUGGUGCUGAGGGCAAGGGACGGCGGGAAGCCUCCACGCACGGGCACAGCGCGGAUCCGCGUGGUCGUGCUGGACGCGAACGACAACGCUCCCGUGUUUAGCCAGGCGGAGUACACGGUACGUGUGCCUGAGGACGUACCCCUGAGCUCCACCCUCGUCGCUGUCACGGCCACUGACGCCGACGAGGGGCUGAACGGGCACGUGAAAUACUCGUUGAAGAAAAUCACAGAGAAAGCCUCGAAGAUUUUUCAUCUGAACAUCGAGACAGGAGCGAUCACACUUAAUCGGAGCUUAGACUUUGAGCAGGGAAACUACUAUGAACUGGAAUUGCAGGCAGAAGACGGUGGUGGACUUACUGACACUGCGAAAGUUGCUAUCACAGUGACAGAUGUCAAUGACAACACGCCCCAGAUUUCAGUGCGUUCGUCACUAAGCGAGAUUUCUGAGGACACCCCGUCGGGGACAGUGGUGGCCCUGCUCCACGUGCAUGACCGCGACUCGGGGGACAACGGCCAGGUGCGGUGCUCGCUGGAUCCUGGCGUCCCUUUCCGCCUGCAGAGUUCCCAGGGGAGCUACUACAGCGUGGUGACAACGAAGGAGCUGGACCGGGAGGAGGUGUCGGAGUACAACGUGACGGUGAGGGCGGCCGACGGCGGGUCGCCGCCCCUGUGGAGCAGUACGGUGCUGACCCUCAGGGUGCUGGACGUGAACGACAACGCGCCGGUGUUCAGCGAGGCGAGCUACAGCGCCCGGCUGCCCGAGAACAACGCGGCGGGCGCGCUGGUGCUGACGGUGCGGGCGCGGGACGCGGACUGGGGUCAGAACGCGCGCGUGCGGUACCGUCUGGGCGAGGGGCGGGUGCGUGGCGUGGCGCUGUCGUCGUACGUGUCGGUGCAGGCGGAGACGGGCGCGCUGUACGCGCUGCGCUCCUUCGACUACGAGGAGGUGCGCGAGGUGGGGCUGUGGGUGCUGGCGGAGGACGGCGGCUCGCCGGCGCUGAGCAGCAACGUGUCGGUGCGGAUCGUGAUCGUGGACGAGAACGACAACGCCCCGCAGGUGCUGUACCCGCCGGCGGCGGGCGUGUCCGGGUCCGGUGUCCGUGGCUGGUCGGGGGUGGAGCUGGCGCCGCGGUCGUCGGAGCCCGGGGCGCUGGUGGCCAAGGUGGUGGCGGUGGACGCGGACGCGGGGCAGAACGCGUGGCUGUCGUACGAGCUGGCCAAGGCGACGGAGCCGGGGCUGUUCCGCGUCGGGCUGCACAGCGGCGAGGUGCGCACUGCGCGCUUCCCGCUGGCCCGCGACGCUGCCCGGCAGAGCCUGGUGGUGCUGGUGAAGGACCACGGCCGGCCGGCGCUGUCGGCCACGGCCACGCUGACCGUGGUGCUGGCCGAGAGCGUGGCCGAGCUGCUGGCCGAGCUGGGCAGUGAGGCGGCGGCGGCGGUGCCGGGCGAGGCGGCGGGCAGCCUGACGCGCUGGCUGGUGCUGGCCGUGGCGGCCGUCUCCUGCCUCUUCCUCGCCUUCCUGCUGCUGCUGCUGGUACUGCGCCUGCGGCGGUGGCGGCGCUCGCAGCUGCCUCCUCCGGCGGGCGGUGCCUUGCGCGGCGUCCCGGCCACGCACUUCGUGGGCAUCGAUGGCGUCCGCGCCUUCCUGAGCUCCUACUCACACGAGGUGUCGCUGACCGCCGACUCACGCAAGAGCCAUCUCCGCUUGUCACCCGGCAGCUGCUGCGACACUCUCCCUGCACGUCCUCUGCCCGACGAGCCCGUGCCGCUGCUGGGGGAGGACCCUGAUGGCACCCGCCCACACGACGCCGACGCUGCCCCGAUUUUAAAAAGAACAAGAAACUCUAAAGCUUCUAAAUACCUACCACAUUGCCUGGCCCUGCUGGUGGCGGCCAUCAGGCAGCUGCAGUGGCGUCGUGCCGCCUCCGGGUGUCACUGUUGCCCGACUGGUGCCGUGCUGGAGCCACUGCAGCAUUCGUACACCGGAGGCGGCUCGAUCAUUCAGCGCCGGCCAGAGCGGCAGCAGCGCGGGCAGCAGAGACAAGGGGAGGCGCGGAGCCGGGAGCAGUGGCGUCCGAACCGGCACCGAGAUCGCUAG